Messenger RNA from Cutaneotrichosporon oleaginosum, 1888 nucleotides. RefSeq lists its product as uncharacterized. Gene Ontology annotation, biological process: regulation of cyclin-dependent protein serine/threonine kinase activity; mitotic cell cycle phase transition. Gene Ontology annotation, cellular component: cyclin-dependent protein kinase holoenzyme complex; spindle pole body; cytoplasm. NCBI's taxonomy places the organism in Eukaryota, Fungi, Basidiomycota, Tremellomycetes, Trichosporonales, Trichosporonaceae. Gene Ontology annotation, molecular function: cyclin-dependent protein serine/threonine kinase regulator activity. The record is from RefSeq and is a predicted model, not a curated record.
UCUCCACUUCUCCCACCUCCUCCCCCUCCUCUCUCUCUCUCAUCUCCUCGUCCUCUCUCAUCUCCUCAAGCGACUACCUCAACAAAGCAUCACCAACCCCCACCACGACACGGCGCCUUCAAGGCUCCAUCCGCUGCCCUCUCUCCCCUCUCGACAAACUAGCAGCGGCCUCGUGGUCGCCAACCCCGAGUCGCCAUGGCCAGUGGAAUCCCAACCCGCCGAACUGCCCGUCGCAUUGACGAGAACGCUCCCCCUGCUGCGGGUACCAUCGCGACUCGUACCCGCACUACGGGUGUCGGCACCGCCACCAAUGCCUCAACGGCCAUCCCUCAGAUGAAGCGCACAGCGUCUGCGCUCAACGCGACCACAACCCGCUCAGCCGCUGUUGAAAGCAAGCCUGCCGUCACUGGCGCCUCGACCACACAGGCGGGCAAGCCUGCGACCCGCCGUCGCCCCGCGCUCGGCGAGAUUGGCACUGCACCUAACGCUGCCAAGGGUGAGAAGGGCAAGGCUACUGAGCGUCGCCCUUUGGCAACACGCGAGACCGCUCAGCCGGCUGUGCGACGCUCUACUCGUUCCACCGUCCUCGAGCCUGCUCGCGACGAGAAGCCUGCUGGCCCAGUAAAGCGCAAGGUUGGUACCGUUUCCACUUCUAGUACAACAACGCUUCGCCCCCGUCCAGGGUUCUCGCGUCAUGGCUCUGCUGUUUCCAACGCCUCGACUUCGACUUCGACCUCGACUGUCCGCCCCAGCCGCCAACUGAAGGCAACCGUCUCCAUUACGGAGGAGGGCCCUGCUCCCAAGCGUCCGCGUCCAUCCACUCCCGAGGACGUCUUUGUCGACAAUUACGAUGCAGACAACAAAGAAGUCAAGGUGGUGGCCGAGCCGAGCACCAAGGCCCCGCUCCCCAAGGACUAUGGGUGGACCGACCUUGACGCUGAGGACGAGGGUGACCCGAGCAUGGCAUCCGAGUAUGUGGUCGACGCCUUCAAGUACAUGAUGGACCUCGAGAAGACGACGAUGCCCGACCCACAGUACAUGGACAACCAAGACGAACUGCAGUGGAAGAUGCGCCUGAUACUAAACGACUGGAUUGUGGAGGUGCACUCCAAGUUCCGUCUCCUCCCCGAAACACUCCUAAUCGCCAUCAACCUUACCGACCGCUUCCUUUCCGCACGCACCGUGUCAUUAGAGAAGUUCCAGCUCGUGGGGUUAACUGCCCUUUUUGUGGCGGCCAAGUACGAGGAGGUCAUCUGCCCAUCAGUCACCCAUUUCCUCCACAUGGCCGAUGGGGGUUAUGAGGUGCAGGAGAUACUGCGUGCUGAGCGCUACCUCCUCCAGGCCCUCGACUUUGAUCUUGCGUACCCAAACCCCCUCCACUUCCUUCGCCGCGUCUCCAAGGCGGACGGAUACGAUGUCCACGCGCGAACUGUCGCCAAGUUCUUUAUCGAGGUCAGCUGCGUUGAGCACCGCCUCCUCCCCUACCCUCCAUCCAUGCUCGCCGCUGCGGCCAUGUGGCUCGCGCGUCUUUGUUUGGACCGCGGGCCCUGGCACGCCAACAUGGUCCACUACUCUACGUACGCACAGCACGAGCUGCUAGAAUGCGCGCAAGUCAUGCUCGACUUUGUUGUCGACCCCGAGCUCGACUUGUCGACGGCCUUCUUUAAGAAGUACGCCGCCAAGAAACACCUCAAGGCUUCAGUCUUCGUGCGUGAAUGGGCCCAGCAACGCUGGCCCGCAUCGGCUCGGGGGCGCUCGCCGCACCAAGGUCGCGAGCUUGCCUUUGAGUUUCGAGGAGUGCAACAGGCCCCUCCACCACCUAUGAACCGCUCGCCAGGCCGCUAAGCGCCACUAGCCCAUCGACGUGUAACGCUCCACCGCUUCCAUA